AUGGCGUUUUCUGACGUCGAUAAACUCGCAAUCAACACGAUUCGUACACUAGCCGUCGAUGCAACUUUCAAUGCCAACUCAGGACACCCUGGGGCACCCAUGGGGAUGGCGCCGGCAGCACACGUUCUUUUCAACAGGUUCCUGUCCUUCAAUCCUCGAAACCCUGACUGGAUCAACCGAGACCGCUUCGUCCUUUCCAAUUUGGUUAGCAACGGCCAUGGAUGUAUGCUUCAGUAUGCGCUCCUUCACCUAUGUGGAUAUGACCUGAGCAUGGAUGAUAUCAAAAGUUUCCGGCAACUGCACAGCAAAACACCAGGCCACCCCGAGUCUCAUGAGACACCCGGAGUCGAGGUUACCACGGGCCCUCUGGGCCAGGGUUUUGCAAAUGCUGUAGGUUUGGCUAUCGCACAGGCCCAUCUUGCCGGAGUCUUCAAUAAACCCGGAUUUGACCUGAUCACCAACCGCACAUUCUGUUUCUUCGGAGACGGCUGUGCCAUGGAAGGAAUCGCCAGCGAAGCAGCCUCACUAGCUGGUCAUCUGAGACUCGGCAACCUGGUGUGCAUUUACGACGACAACAAGAUUUCCAUCGAUGGAGAUAUCAAAUGUACCUUCACUGAAGAUGUCCAGAAGCGAUUCGAAGCUUAUGGAUGGCAUGUCGAAGUCGUGACCGAUGGCAAUAACGAUUUAGACGCAAUCAAGAAGGCCAUUCAACAGUGCAUCGCAGUUACCGAUAAACCAUCUAUGAUCAAGGUGGCGACCACAAUUGGCUUUGGCUCAAAGCUCGAGGGAACCAGUGCUACUCAUGGAAAUCCACUCAAAAAGGAGGACGUUGAAAACGUCAAAAAGCAAUUUGGCUUUGAUCCUUCUCAGAGUUUCGUCGUCCCACAGACUGUGUACGAUCUCUACGCACAGCACGCCAAAGAAGGAAUCGCCAAAGAACAAGAAUGGACCCAAAAGUUGAACCAAUACGCCCAAGAAUAUCCAGCAGAACAUGAUGAGCUUAUUCGACGUGCCGAAGGAAGGCUGCCUGACAGCUUAGAGUCCGAGCUGCCAGUAUACACUUCUUCCGACGCGGCGGUUGCCUCGCGAAAACUGUCAGAAACCGUUCUUGAAAAAAUCAACAAGCCAAUUCCGGAGUUGAUUUCUGGCUCUGCAGACUUGACUAGCUCCAACAACACCCGUUGGAAAGAUGCCGUGGAUUUCCAACCACCCGAAUACGGGAUUGGUGAGUGGUCUGGCAGAUAUAUUCGCUAUGGAGUCCGUGAACAUGCAAUGGCGGCCAUUAUGAAUGGCCUAGCAGCUUAUGGAAUGAUCAUCCCACUCAGUGGAGGGUUCCUCAAUUUUGUCGCGUAUGGCGCCGGUGCUGUCCGACUGGCUGCGUUGAGCAAACUGCGGGUUAUUCAUGUUGCAACUCACGAUUCUAUCGCACUCGGACAGGACGGACCGACGCAUCAGCCGAUAGAGGCCCUUGCUCAUUACCGGGCUAUGCCAAAUUGCAUGGUUUGGCGCCCAGCAGAUGGUAAUGAGACUAGCGCUGCAUACCUGACUGCACUGCAAGCCAAGAAUACACCGAGUAUUCUUGCACUGACGCGCCAGAAUCUGCCUCAGCUUAAAAAUUCUUCAAUUUCGAAGGCUGUGAAAGGUGGAUAUGUGGUAUUGGAUACACCAGAUGCCACCAUCACAUUGAUCUCCACCGGAUCCGAAGUCAGUGUUUGUCUUCAAGCUGCUGUCGAGUUACGAAAGCAGAACUUUGCAGCUCGAGUUGUGUCAGUUCCUUGCUUCGAGGUCUUUGAUCAACAGGAAGAGUCCUACCGCCUCCAAGUAUUGCCUGAUGGAAUACCCAUCUUGUCCGUGGAGGCCGCGACAACAAUGGGCUGGGAGCGCUACUCCCACCAGCAAUUUGGCAUCAAUCGAUUCGGAGCCUCUGCACCCCCUGAUGAUCUUUUCGCGAUGUUUGAGUUGACAAGUGAGGGAGUCGCUAAACGUGCCAUCGCAACGAUAUCCUUUUAUGCUGGGGGCUUGGUGGUCCCUAAGCAGACUGUGCUGUCGCCCAUUCGUCGUGCAUUUUUGCAGAUUCAGUGA
Messenger RNA from Penicillium olsonii, 2082 nucleotides. Lineage: Eukaryota; Fungi; Ascomycota; Eurotiomycetes; Eurotiales; Aspergillaceae. The record is from the annotation of a GenBank genome assembly.